GAUGAGGGGGAUAGUGCGCAGGAAGCUGAAAGGGAAAAUCAAGAGAGUCAAAACUGUCCAGGAUGCUUGGAGGUUAUUUAAAAACACAGUAAUCGUUAUCACAAUUAAAAAGAUAGCUUCUUUUCACUAUCUAUGAUUUGAUUAAUUUCAUUUAUUUGUCAGCGCAGGGGGGGGAAAUCUGUCAGUUCUUUGAGAUUAGGAACAUUUUUGCUUAAUGCUGAGCUUCUGUCAAGAGAUUAGUUAGUUUAUUUGGUCGUAGAGAACUGUGUGAGUUUUGAAUUAAAUAAAAUGGCAGCUUCAUUUCCCACACUGUAUCAAUCAACUGUAUCAAAUGGUUUCCCACACUGUAUCAAUCAACACUCAUUUACAAUGCAGGCCUUAGAGAGAAAACUAAUUUAUUUAUGCUAAUUCUUUAUUAAUGUGCCAGCUUCCAAGCCUAACAUGAUAAGUGAUGUGCCCUUUUUUUUACAGGUAAUGAAAAAGGUUAACAAAACUGUCCCCAGAUGGUGAUUGUGAGUUUACUGAAUCUGCAAAGAAUCGAGAGGCCUGAUUCUGAACUAGAAACUCCAGAAACAGUCCUCUUUUAUUUGAAGACAACAGUAGACUUUUCACUCUUUCAGUUGCAAAAUCUUCUGCCAUUACGAAAGUUUUAGCAGCUGUUAGAUGUGGUCUAGUUUUGUAAAAAUAGUAAUCUACUUGAAACUAAUAAAGAAGCAGCAUGAGGUAGGAAAAAAAAUAAGACAAAUAUACUUUCCUCUGAAUGACCGCCAUUCACAUGACAGUUUCUUAUAGUUAUGUGUUGGUUGUUGGGGGUUUCUUUGCACUUAAAUAAAACCAGUAUCUUUGCACUUAAAUAAAACGCCCCUGAUUCAAGGAAGAUUCAACAGUUAAGGGGUUAAAAACAGGAUGUAUCUGAGCAAAGAUGAUACACAUUUAUCAGAAAAGUAGACCUGUCAUGUGUGACGUGUUGGUCUUUUCGUAUUGUCAUGAUAGCCCACGGAUUCUGCAUCUGAGGAGAGAGUGGACAUUGGCUUCUUCUGCUUCGUGGUGCUCUGGAAGACAGCAUGACCCUGAAAUGUGGCUCAGCAACCCCCUUAGUUGACGGAGUCUCUGCUGAGCAACCUUCAUGUUGUAGGACCUCUGAGCAUCUCUGUUGGGAGAUGGUCACUUCUGAUGCCCGAGUUCUCCAGAAAAUAAACGUUGGUUACAGUGUGUGGAUUUUGUCUCAUUACCAAGCUUCUUAUUGUCAGGAUUCUUCUCUGCCACACCACUACUUUUGCCAGGGGCACCGCCUCAGCCCACCUAUGCAGAGAGGCAUCUUUCGCAUGGUCCUGGGUGAUCCAGCAUGGUGCACCUCUGCCUGCAAUACACUGUGCUGGCAGACACCCUGAGUUGACCUUAAACCUACCCUGCCUCACAGAUCUUCAAUGUGUGGGGUCACCAACAAGAAUAGGAUUUGAUGGGCCUGAGAGAAGGAAGAGGAAGAGGCUCCCUGGGACAUGUGUUCCAGUUCCACUCCAGUGUCCAGUGUUUUUCAUCUCCCCACAUUCACCCUGUUAAGCAGGGCAUAGUGAAGAUUCAAACAGAUCCUGGUGAAUGUUGGCAUCAUGAGCCGAUUUUUCUCCAGAAGUUGUGACCCCCCCGUUUCCAUUAUAGACAUUAAGAAGGGUUUACCCUUUUCAAAAAAUGCAUGACCGGUGGCUCCACAAUGGGCAAUACUUUUGUCACAAAGAAUGUCUUCCCUGUUUGGGCGAGGCCACACCCUUGGCACAGUGGGCGAAGGCUCUCCCCAUCUGAAGUUGCCACUCCUGUGGGGCUCCUAAGGUUUUUUUUAAGUGCAGCCAAAAGUUUGACUUUUCUGAAACAAAGCAAGCAGCAACAUUUACGUGUCCUAAGAACAUUCUCCUACACUAAUAUCCUGGACACAGAAUACUGGCGGGCUGUUAGCCAAAGAGUGUGUGGGACUUGUGUGCGUCUCGCAAAGUGAAAGAGGUACUGCGUGCACGUGAGAAGGUUUUUGCAGUCAGGAGUGGCUGGAUAAACAAUUUCUCGUGGCAUUAAACAAUUAAGUUUUUCAAGUUCUUUGUUCUAGCUCAUUAUCCCUUGAUUGCAGACAAGCUCUGAAGAGAGGUUUGUACAUACCUUCAAGUCACAGCCGACUCAUGGCGACCCCACCGGGUUUCCAAGGCAAGAGCUGCUCAGAGCUGGCUUGCCAUUACCUCAAGGCCACACAUGGGCUAGAGAGUUCACAGAGAGAACACGGCGUCACUCAGCAGUCUUCGUGCAGAGGAGUGGGAAAUUGAACCCUGCUCACUCUUAAGCUUUCCUAUGAAACACAAAAUCUUUUGCAUUGUUUUCUUAAAAUGUAUUUUUUUACUUUAUGUUGCCUGGCAGGAAUAGAAAGCACACAGAAGGAGGCGGAGGAUGUAUUUCUAUUAUUCAAUCUGGUUUUGGCUUCCUCUGUCCCUCGCCCACUCUGGGACUCACCUUUGCCAAAGAAUCUGCUUUUGCAAAGAGCGGGCUCUGUUUGUGAACUGUUCUGGCGUCCGUGUCAGCCCUGACCUCACUUUCCCCCCUGAGACAGAACACUUGGAUCUGUCAGGCAGCAACUUGACCUCCGUUCCAAGCAGAGCCCUUGGAUCCCUCUGGAAGUUGCAGGUUCUCCUCCUGAGUGACAACUACAUCAGCGGGGUUGGAGAGAGGGCCUUCGCUGCCCUAGAAAGACUCCAGAAACUGGAUAUUUGUGGAAAUGAGAUUUCAUUUCUUGGAAACAGUUUUUCGCUGGGAUUGAUUUCUCUCCAGGAGCUGACUUUGGCCUCCAACCAGCUGCAGAAGCUGCACUACAAGAGCCUCAGAAACUUUGAAAACCUUCAGAAGCUUAAUUUGCGAAACAACAACAUCUCCUCCGUGGAAACAGGCGCUUUCCGCAGCCUCACCCGCUUGCGCCAGCUGUAUCUUCAGAACAACCGCCUCCACACCCUCCACAACGGAGUGUUUUCUAUGUUGCAACACUUAGAGGUUUUGAACUUGGAGGGCAACAUGAUCAAACACAUCGCUCCUGGGGUCUUUACUUCAUUAAGUAACCUCGCAAUACUGAACUUGGUCCAAAAUAAAAUCGAACAUAUCCGAUUCAAAACAUUCCUUUCUCUCCAGACACCCGGAACUCACAUCUUGCUCUCGGACAAUCCAUGGUUUUGUGACUGUGACCUUCAAAGGGUUUUUGCAAAACUGCACAGUGUCCGGAGGCUGAUCUUGGACGACUAUCAUAAUGUGACCUGCUUGGAGCCCCCAGUUCUGAGAAAUCUCCCCCUGUCCUCUGUGGAUACCCAGCUGUGCAUUGCAGAGACAGUCACCGUCCUAGUGAUAACAUUCACAGUCUUUGUGACGGUGGUGGCUGCCAUUGUGAUGGCCGAAAGGAACAGAAAGAAAAGGACAGGCAAACACUGGAGUGAGGACAGCGAGGUCUCUUAUGAAUCGCAUCACUGAAUGAACUAUUGGAAAUCUGGCGUAUUUCGCAAAAUUUAAAUAACUUCUUCAGGUUAAAUGUGUACUUCUUGUAUCCCUUCAGUUAUUAUUUUGUGAUUUUCUCAUCAUUCCAAAUCAAAUAUUUAAAUAUGUAUCCGUCAUCUAUGCUUUUUUAGAAUGUCUGAUAUCAAAUUUAUGGAUGCUUUCCAAGGAGUGAGAUAAUAUUGAAGUCCUGUUUUAGAGACAUUCUCUAUUGUUAGAACUCACUGAAAACCGUUCACCUUUUAUGACCAAAAAUGUCUGCAGCUCCUUAGAAUCUCUGAUCCUAAAUUCUGUUCUCAUUUUGCAAUGCAAAAUUUGCCUUGACUUGUAAGAAAAUAUGUGUUUUUCCAAUUAUUAACAAAAGAAGACUUGAUGUAAGUAUAUUUAUUUUAAAGUAUUAUUUUAAAAUUCCCUUACUUGAAAA
Sphaerodactylus townsendi is the source of this 3931-nucleotide messenger RNA. Its product is annotated as SLIT and NTRK-like protein 6. Lineage: Eukaryota; Metazoa; Chordata; Lepidosauria; Squamata; Sphaerodactylidae. Bases 2425 to 3486 code for a protein of 353 amino acids. The transcript is spliced from 2 exons. Gene Ontology annotation, cellular component: plasma membrane. The record is from RefSeq and is a predicted model, not a curated record. Gene Ontology annotation, molecular function: protein binding.